Molecule: messenger RNA, 4913 nt
Organism: Dermacentor silvarum
Lineage: Eukaryota; Metazoa; Arthropoda; Arachnida; Ixodida; Ixodidae
Gene: Zasp52
Product: PDZ and LIM domain protein Zasp-like
Exons: 16
Coding region: 615-3272 (885 amino acids)
Biological process (GO): muscle structure development; actin cytoskeleton organization
Cellular component (GO): filamentous actin; adherens junction; Z disc
Molecular function (GO): actin binding; muscle alpha-actinin binding
Source: RefSeq, a predicted model, not a curated record
ACGUCAGUUGCUUUUGCACACGGGACGCCGUCGCCCCUCGCGCCUCGCGCGCGCCGACCGUCCGGCAGCGAAGCCGCCCCGUUCAGCUCGGCGAGGGAUUGAAUCCAGUCCGCAAGCGGCCGCGCUCUCUCCUCCGACGAGAAGCGAUUCUUCCACCCCCCACCCUCCGCGCGAGGAGCGACGACUGUAGCGCGCGCCCGCGCACCGCCGAGCGGCUGGCCCGCACGCACUCAAAAAAGAGAGGAGCGACUCGGAAAACUUUCUCGCGGUGACCGGAGUAAAUCGAUUUGGAUGCCGCUCGAGUUACCGCGCGCACAACCCUUCGCUGCCGAUCUCCAGUUGUCGCGGGAUUAACUUCUGCGCUCUCUCUCUCCUCCGUGUUCAGGCAGGGGGUCCGACGAUCGAACGAGAGAGCAAGUGCGCGCCGCGUGUGGAGAAAGGAAGGAAAAACAGUAAAACGUGCAUCGGGGCUUUUCGGCGGCGUGCGACGACUUCACCGACUCGACCAGGUGGACAGCGACGAAGCGGUGAGGCAUCAAGCGGCCCUUCGACGAGGUUACUACUACUAAUACUACCACUACUACUGCUACUGAAGAUAUAGAGGAAAGGUCAUCAUGGUUGACACGGUGAUAACGGUGAAGCUCCAGCGUGGAGAAGGCACCUCCUGGGGCUUCCGGCUCGCCGGCGGCAAAGACUUUGGAUACCCGCUCUCCGUUCAACGGGUGAACCCCGGCAGCCUGGCGGAGAAGGGUGGCCUGCAGACUGGCGAUGCCCUGCUCAGCAUUCAGGGCAAGUCGACCGACCAGAUGCGCCACAAGGAAGCCCAGGACGCCAUCAUGCGCGCCGGGAACUACCUGGAACUGCAGGUUCAGAGGGGCGCCAGCAUGACAUGGAAACCCAAGGUGACACCCGUCGGGUCGAUGCCGAAGCCCAGUCCCAUGAGCAACGGUGGACCAGCCCCGGUUACGAAGACGUCUUUGGCUGCCAACAAACAGCCAUACAAGCCGGUGGGUACUGGGCACAACACGGCAGCCAAGCCUUUCGGCGGCACGAUGCAGGCAGUGGUGCACAAUCAGUACAACUCUCCGAUGCCCGUGUACUCCGCGAACAACAUUGCUGACACGCUGUCCGCACAGACAGAGGUGCUCACGUCGGGCGCUGUUGGCAUAAACUUCAUGAAGGGAGACAAACCGCUGAACAAGGAGUCGGCCGUGUACCGCAUGGUUCUGGAGGAAGACAAGCAUCCAAAAGGUGAUGAGAGCGACCUGAUCAGUGUCUCCGAAACGCGGACGCAAUCGCUCGCCUUCCGCAAGCUGCUGGCUGCGCUCGGCGAUGACGAUGACUGCCUGCGCUCCUCCUCGCAUGACGUCACAGACUUCUCGAGUGGCGGUAGCAGCAGCCCCGCGCCGUGUGGGCCCUCGCCUGUGGCUGCCAGCAGCCCGACGCCGGCACCCAUGGUCAACCUUCGCCACGUGGAGGCCCCCAAGACGGCUCCCGCACCACCGGCUGGCCAGCCCAACACCUCCGUGGGCGCCCCCAACACGUGCGCCGACUGCGGAAGGCUCAUCGUAGGUGUGUUCGUUCGCAUCAAGGAUCGCGCCCUGCACGCCGAAUGUUUCCGUUGCGCCACCUGUGGAACGUCGCUUAAGAAUAUAGGGUACUUCAACAUCAAGGAUAAGCUGUACUGCGACAUCCACGCGAAGCAGGCCGCCCGCCACAUCGCGCCUGGUAGCAACCUGGAGCCAGUGCCCGUUCCUCCGGGCGGCCACAUCCCGCAGGGAGUGCCACUGGCUCCCGCACCGGCUCCAGCCCCGGUGCCCGUAGCCCCGAGGGCUCCCGCCGGAGGAGCAGUCUCCUCCCCGAUGUACACGCCGCCGGCGCCCAAGUUCACCCCGGCAGCUCCGUACACGCCGACCCAGGCGGCGCCCGCCGCGCACUCGCCGGUAGCGGCCGCUCCGCUGGCUGACCAGCCGCCGCCGCCACCCGACAGCCCCGGCAUCUGCUAUGACUCCCCCGUUGCCAUGGGCCGGUCCGAUUUCCGCCCGGCGUCAACGCAUUCGCCCAUGGCGGGUUCUAAGCCGCAGACUCCGCAGUCAGCGAAGACGACUCCGCCGUUCGGUGGCAUGACACCGCUGCAUCCCGUGACAGCGCCUGUGGCCGACGCUCACCGUCCGAUACCAGGAGGCGCCAAGUUCACCUGGCCGCCCGCACAUGCCGGCGGUCCCACUCACGUCGGCAGCGUUCUGGAGUCGAACGCCACGCCGAACGUGCCUACGUACCGACCUCCUCCGGGCACUCAGCGGGUGACGACGGCCCCGUCGACCCCUAAGUGGGGCGGUGGCCAGCCGAUCGGGGCCCCGCUGGGAGGGCCCUUCCGGCCCUCAUCCCCAUCCGCGUCCCCAUACUCGCCCGUGUCGAGCCCAGCUUCGUCGCGACCACCUUCGUUUGUGUCGUCGUCGCCGAGCCCACUGUCGGGCUACGGCGGCGGCCAGCAGCAACCGAUCGGCGGCGUCAAGGUGCCGCCGCCCACGGCACCGAAGCCGAUGUCACGCGCUCCGCCUGCCAAAAUAGGCAACGGUGGGCCCUGGGCGCCCGUUGGGCAGCCCGCGCCUGCACUUGCUACCGGUGCCUCAUCGGCUCCUUUUACGGGCCCCUCAGGUCUCUCCCAAGGAGCGGGGUCCAGGCCGGCGCCCAAGAGAGGCCGCGGAAAGCUGACGCAGGCCAUCGGCGGCAAGAUACCCAUUUGCUCCAGCUGCGGAUCACCCAUCAGAGGGCCGUUUGUGACAGCGCUAGGACGAAACUGGUGCCCGGAUCACUUCUUGUGCUCCAAUGGUAGCUGCCGCAAGUCGCUCCAGGACAUCGGCUUCGUCGAGGAGCAGGGAAAAUUGUACUGCGAACACUGCUACGAAUGCUACAUGGCACCCAUUUGCAGGAAGUGUGGACAUCGCAUCAAGGGCGAUUGUCUGAAUGCCCUUGAGCAGACUUGGCAUCCGGAUUGCUUCGUGUGCACGUACUGCAAAACAGCUUUUGGAAACAGCUCGUUCUACCUCGAAGAUGGAAUGCCCUACUGCGAAAAAGACUGGAACGAGCUCUUCACCACCAAGUGCGUGGGCUGCGGAUUCCCGAUCGAGGCCGGAGAUCGCUGGGUUGAAGCGCUGAACAACAACUACCACUCCCAGUGCUUCAAAUGCACGAUCUGCCAGAAAAACCUGGAGGGCCAGAGCUUCUUUGCUAAAGGAGGACGACCCUUCUGUAAGGCGCACGCCCGCUAAGCCGGCCUCUUGGGCAAGAAGAUGGACUCAGCGCCUAUGGGGCAUUCGCAGGGGCAUUUGGACUCAUCAAGCACAAGAUAAAGAAAGAGAAACAGAUAGAGAAAGAAAGAUUUCGAUACCCAGCGUUAUAUGGUUGCGUGAAGCCGAUUCGCCAGAUAAUUUCAGCGCAGAACUAGGAGCAAAAGUUUCACAAGAUCGGCUCGGUGGGAAAGCGAAGCAGCUCGAGCGGAUGGAAAGGGGCCGAUUGCAAUCGUCUAGUCGGCUGUCGGUCUUUGCGAUUAUUAGUUUGCUGAGAGCUGCUACGCGCUGGGGUAUGAAGCCUUUUUUUUUCUUCUUUUACUUGAAGCCGCAUCUCUCUGCGCGUUCCAGAGUUGAACAAGGAACUAAAUUGAAACGAGAAACUUGCUUUUUAUAUUUUCCAACCGAAAAGUUAUGCUUGCAGGAGAAUAUCAAACUGCUGCUGAAUUCGACAGUUAUUUUAUGGCAUGGCUAUACAAGCUAUGAUGAAGGAAAGAACAUCAUUUAGGCGCAAUUACGCAAUGUUAUACAAUACAUACAGGUUUCUAUUUUUUUAUUUUUUUUUUGCUAUGGCGAGAGGGUGAUGAAGAGGGCAGUGUUCUUUGCUGAUGUCUCACUCACUUUAAACAGAAUGACCUCUGGGCAACAAGAGAGGAGCAGGUGCAGAAAGCUACGAGGCUCAAAAAACGACCGAUACUACUCGAAAAAGUGAUUUUCUCAUAGGUCCGAAAGCUGGCUUGAACGUCGUCAAACAUUUUUGCUUUGGAUCUCUUACAAAUGCCAUGCUCUCUGCUUGCAUGAAAAAAUGAGAGAGACAGAAGAGCCUUGGGCAUAUUGCAUCACUUUAUGUCAUAACUAUUUCACUGGGGUGAAAGCGAAAAAUAUAAACAAAAGUUAGAAACCACGUUUUUGGCGAAGGAUAAACUUGGUGUCUGAGAAAGCAUCAAUGUUGGUAUAACCAGACAAACAAAGAAACAUGAAUGCGAUGGUACCCCAUAUAUCGCUAUCAUCUUUUGCGCCUGCACAAGGCGACAGCUGCGAGUGGCUUAAACAUUCUUCUAAUCAAUGUCGUGGGAAUAAGGCGGUUCAACUAAAACAAACGUUAACAAUUAGAAGCGAGAAACAAAGCAAGCUGAAACGCGAUCUUCGUCACAUCAGUGGGGCGAAACUGAAUGGGCGCAAACCUGCACGCUAAAAUAAAACGUACUUAACAAUUAGCAUUGCAUUCGUCGCGUUCGCCUAUACACUUGUUCGUGCCUUUACGCUUUGCUAACGUCCGGUGUGCUGCAUUUUCUCGUUUUCGUUUUUGCUGGGUCUCGUACCCAACGGAAGUUCUAGUCGUCUUAUUUGUUACUUUUGUUGUAGGCAUCAUUUAUUGUAUUACAGCAACCAUUGUAUCAAGCCGUUGGGAAGGCGUCGUGAGAAGGCAAAAUACUUAGAUGUGUCUGCUUACUCCGUCAGGCUGUCUUAUAUGUGCCAUACCUCAACAGGCGGCAUGUACCACCCCCCUCCCACCCCUUACCCUCCCCUGUUUUUUCUUCCUCUGCGAGGCUCGUGUUUUGCGUCUCAAUGCUGAUGAAGUGUGUACAACGAAUAAAGCUAAAUGCUUAUAACUGUUACAAA